CAUUGCAUUUUUUCCCCUAAUUUAAUUAUGUUUUAACUAUAUCUGCCUUUUAAAUCUGCUGUUUGUCUAGUUAGUUAUUCAGAGCCUGUGCUCUCGGUUUGCAAAACUGCUGCUUAGAUGGCAGGAGCCUGGGCAAGAGCCUGCCUUUCUUUAAGAAGAAAGGAGGAAAGAAAGAAAGAAAGAGAAAGUCUUUCAGAAGAACGCAGUUGGUGAGAAGGGAGCAUCCAAAAUAGGCGCUGGCUUCCCCCGCGUACUGUUAAGCCUUUCGUACAGGUGGACAGCCAGGGCUGGGUGCCAAAUUCUUUUGGUUUACAGGGAGUGGUGGGAAGGAAUCCUUCAAACCGCUCCUAGAAGGGCUUAACUUUCCUCUUUCAAAUGAGGGACAAGCUACUACGUUCUGCUGCAGACGCUCGGGGAGAAUGCUUUUUUGCAGAUGUCUUUCUAAAACAGAGCAGCACGUUUUUACGACUGAAGGCUCCAGGGGAAAGGAGGAGGAAAGAGUUGCGGAGGGCUCUAAGUGAGAAUAUGGCCAAUGGCAUUGAAGACCUUAUAGGGAUCCCAUUCCCAAACCACAGCAGCGAAGUCCUUUGCGGCUUAAACGAGCAGCGACACAACGGCCUCCUCUGCGAUGUCAUCCUCAUUGUCCAGGACCAAGAAUACAGGACCCACAAGUCCGUCCUGGCUGCCUGCAGCCAAUAUUUUAAGAAACUCUUCACUACCGGCACUUUAGCAGACCAGCCCUAUGUUUACGAGAUUGACUUUGUUAAGCCUGAAGCACUUUCGGCAAUCCUCGAGUUUGCCUAUACCUCGACCCUCACCAUCACCACCUCGAACCUCAAGCACAUCCUCAACGCGGCCAGGAUGCUGGAGAUCCAGUGUGUCGUCAAUGUCUGCCUAGAAAUCAUGGAGCCCAGUUUGGAGGAGGGAGACGAGAGGGAAGAGGAGGAAGAUGAAGAGGACGAUGAGGAAGAAGAAGAGGAGGACGAGGAAGAAGAGGACGUGGGAGACUUCGCAAACCAGAACCUAACAGACGUCCAAGACGUCGGCUGCCACCAAAGUCCUUCCAAAUCUGACCUCGCAGAGGAAGCUUACUCUGAGAGACCAAGUGGGUUCUCCAACCAUUUUCAGGCCAACAGCUCCAAUGGCUCCUUGGGCGUGAUAAGAGACUUCUCCAUUGAGUCCCUCCUAAGGGAGAACUUGUACCCUAAAUCUAGCAUCCCAGAACGGAGGCCGGCUCUGUCUCCCUUUGUCCCCGACCUCUUCCCGCACUUGUGGAACGGAGACUUUGGCGCCUUUUCCCAGGUGGAGGAGCAGCAGGUGGACAAUGGCCCCUUGGAUCUAGUCAUCCGGAAGAGAAAGAUCAAGGAGGAGGAGAAGGAGGAGGAGCCCUCUCCCGCCCCGUUCCCCAGCGACCUCUUCAAGGACAUGUUUGCCAACAACCCGGUGGCCCAUUUGGGGCACAUCAAGGCGGAGAAUGAUUACGGAGCCUACCUGAACUUCCUCAGCGCCGCCCACUUUGGGGGAGUCUUUCCUCGGUGGCCGGAAGAGAGGAAGAUCAAGCCCAAGGCUUCCCAGCAGUGCCCCAUCUGCAACAAAAUAAUCAUGGGAGCCGGGAAGCUGCCGCGGCACAUGAGAACCCAUACGGGGGAAAAGCCAUAUAUGUGCAAUAUCUGUGAAGUCCGAUUUACCAGGCAAGACAAGCUGAAGAUCCACAUGAGGAAGCACACGGGAGAAAGGCCCUACCUCUGCAUCCACUGCAACGCCAAAUUCGUCCACAACUACGACCUGAAGAACCACAUGCGUAUCCACACGGGCAUCCGCCCUUACCAAUGCAAGUUCUGCUACAAGAGCUUCACCCGCUCGGACCACCUGCACCGCCACAUCAAGCGCCAGAGCUGCCGGAUCUCCCGGCCCAGGAGGGGGCGCAAGCCGGCCACCUGGAGAGCGGCCAGCUUGCUGUUUGCGCAGAACGGCCAGCCAGACGACAAGAGCUUCCUGGUGCCUCCGGCCCUUGAGCAGAUGAGCAGCCACCUUGGCAGUGCGGCCAUGUGCCUUCCGGGCCCCAGCCCUAAGCAUUUUAUGGACGGGGCCAAGAACGCUCUGAAUUUGCAAGAGCUGGAGAGCCAGUUUGAGGAAACUCAAAUGAAGCUGUUUGGGCGGACACACCUGGACGUGGAGAGGAACGGAGGCCUCUUUGCCUUCGCGCUGGGCCACAAUGAGAGCCUCUCGGCCCGGCCGUAUUUCUCCCUUCCCGACCCCUGGGGGACGGGGUUCAAUGGACUGGCGGGACUCAACCACCUUGCUCCCAUUUCCGAAGCGAGCAACUAAGUGCCACCUUCUAUCCAAUGGAUGGUUUUGGCCCUCUUCAGCACUGCUUGGCUCCCUCUGGUGAAGGGACCUUUCAAGGGUCAAAUACUUUUUUUUCUUACUGGAAGACUGUUUAAAUCCCCCCCCCCCAAAAAAAACCUGCCUGCGUUUGUUUAAAACCCACCAAAAGACUUCUCUUAUUUGCACCAAUGUGGGGAAGGAGAACAGAACCUUUUGAGAACCGCGUCGGACUAUUUUUGUUUCUAAAUGUACAGACAUCUUUCUGAGCUACUGUUUUGCAGAUUAUGGCUUCCUUCAGGUUUUGAGGGGUUAUUUGAGUGUGGGGAGGGCUUGGGGGGGCGGGAGUGUCCUACGAUUUGGAGUCCUUGUAAAAUAUCCAAAGAUUCUGAGUACUGUAUAAUCUACAAGAACUUGAAGCAAAAGGGACAUGCUUUCGUUAUGUUUCCUGUUUGUCGGGAUGGGGUAUUGUCAGGAGGGUGGAAGAUCCUUUGGAAAUUUUCUAUUUAUAACUAUUUUUAUGUGACUGCUUUAUGUAAAAAGAAGAAUGGGGGUGGGAUACCAUGUCAAAUAGAUUUGCCUUAGAUAAUCAAGGGACAAUCAUCCUUAACUCUUGUGGACGCUCUAGAUUCUUGUUUUAAAAGACCGGAAAAGAUACUUUUAUGUAUUUAUUAAGCAGUAUUAGUUGAUUUUCUUUUUCUUAAAUUAUUGGCAACAUGCAGGGUGUUUUUUUUUAAAUGCACACCAGUAAAACACAGGGAAGGGAAAGGCUGAUUCACACAUGACAGGGCAGCAAACCUAGGUUUGUCGCCAGGUGUACACUCAACAGGUAACAUAACCAUGGCCGGUCAUGGCUUUCUGACAAAUGUACUUCGAUAAUGCACGUGUUUGUAAGCCUAUGGGUCACAUGUGCUUAAGACAUCUUCAGGGCACACCAAAGAACGUAAUGUGUGAAAAGAUGCUAGCAGGUGUUCCAAACAUUUAACCCAGCCUUCCCCCAACCUGGUGCCCUUCAAACGUUUUGAACUACAACACACAGUUCAAACCCACCCAUGUACAUUUAGCACCGUUCUGUUUGACUUACGGGAUCCCCAGACUGGGCUGCUUCCAAAGGCCUUUUCUAUGUGACUUUGCACCUUAUUAGACUUCUUGAUUGUUAAAGGGAACAAUGGGAGCUGAUUGUGUUGCUGUUGUUAACAAGUUAAGGCUGAUUGCCCCUGGAUGAUCUCAUUUGGGUUAUAUGUUAGCUGGCUCAUGGCUGGGCUCGUUUUUCUGGUGGAAGGGACGUUACAGACCAUAAUGCUCUUGCAGCUUCUUGACAUUUCACUGCAGUGCAGUGGCAUCCCACAAUUGCAGCUGCCUGCUUCGAGGGGGCGAAUACCCCAUUGUGGGCCUGCCCUGCCCUUGGCUAAUUGUUCCCUGUGAUCAAGUACGUGUAGAAUUUUUCCACGGCACCUGGAACCUAGAUUCUGACAACCUUCCGCUUUCCUUUGUUUUAUUUCUCUUUGUUUGUUUAUAUAUAUAUAUAAAUAAUGCAUACUUCUAGACCCUAUGAUUUUGGAGAUACAUUUGAAGUCAUGCGACAUGGACCUUGGUGCAAUGAGCUCUGGUUGGUGCCCUGAUGAGAGAUCUGCUCUACAAAAGGAUUUCAGCAGCACACACACACAUAAAGGGAUGGUUGCCCCCCCAAUGAAGUGAACAGGAAAUCUCGCUUCGGCAGAAGCUCCCUCUCUGUGUCGGCAUCACAGCACACAAGAGGUUCUGGACUAUGGCAGUUUCUGGAACUUUGGAGGUGGGUUUGAAGCUCAGUUAGGCACCUGCUGCAUCGCCGAGCUUCAUCAUCUACAGAUGUGCCUUGCGUUCCAAUUCCCCCGAAGCUAUCCACAUGUCUGCCAUGCAGGUGGAAGCAACUGUGCUGCUGGUUUCUGCCUCUCUCCCCACCCCAACUUCAGGCAAAAACAGCUGCUGCCAGAGAGAUCUGUGAAAAUAGUAGACACAGACGUUCUCUCUCUGGUAAGGAGAAGGGAGAUGCAGCUAGCAGGGUGCAAGUACACUCAUCUUUUUUUUGGGG
This is a messenger RNA of Zootoca vivipara (common lizard), 4396 nucleotides long. RefSeq names its product zinc finger and BTB domain containing 7C (gene ZBTB7C). Gene Ontology annotation, biological process: regulation of transcription by RNA polymerase II. The record is from RefSeq and is a predicted model, not a curated record. Gene Ontology annotation, molecular function: protein binding; RNA polymerase II cis-regulatory region sequence-specific DNA binding; DNA-binding transcription factor activity, RNA polymerase II-specific. NCBI's taxonomy places the organism in Eukaryota, Metazoa, Chordata, Lepidosauria, Squamata, Lacertidae.